Messenger RNA from Sphaerulina musiva SO2202, 1813 nucleotides. RefSeq names its product class II aaRS and biotin synthetase. Bases 255 to 1718 code for a protein of 487 amino acids. Gene Ontology annotation, molecular function: proline-tRNA ligase activity; ATP binding. The record is from RefSeq and is a predicted model, not a curated record. Gene Ontology annotation, cellular component: mitochondrion; cytoplasm. The transcript has a single exon. NCBI's taxonomy places the organism in Eukaryota, Fungi, Ascomycota, Dothideomycetes, Mycosphaerellales, Mycosphaerellaceae. Gene Ontology annotation, biological process: prolyl-tRNA aminoacylation.
ACGUACGUCCAUUUUCGAGGCUGGAUCCAACAACUGGCUAAGGGCAACCCUAGGUUGAUGGUCGCAACCGACUGAGUAAUUUCUGGACGCCCACUCAAGCCCCUAAAAAGGGAAUCAAAGAACCUGUCGGCGACGAUGGCCACGAUUUGCUCAUCCGAGCGGGCUUUGUCCGCCAAGCACAAUCGGGCAUCUUUCACCUCCUACCCCUGGGUUUGCGAGUACUAGACAAAGUUGAACGCCUCAUCGAUAAGCACAUGCAAAGCGUUGGCGCGUCAAAGGUGUCUCUUUCAUCUCUCUCUUCCACCGAGCUUUGGGAGAAGUCAGGUCGACUCGAUGGCCGAAACAAGGAACUCUUCCAGCUGGAAGAUAGGAAAGAAGCCAAGUUUUUGUUGGCUCCCACUCACGAAGAGGAAAUCACGACAAUAGUCAAGAAUGCUGUGCACUCGUACAAGGAUCUGCCUCUUCGACUGUACCAAGUAACGAGAAAGUAUCGGGAUGAAGUCAGGCCGCGACAAGGACUUCUUCGUGGGCGAGAAUUUGUGAUGAAAGAUCUAUAUACCUUUGAUUUGACUUCAAAACAAGCCAUGGAGACAUAUAGCGCUGUCUCUGGAGCAUACAAAGCAUGUCUGGAUGAACUCAAGUUGCCGUACCUUGUAGCUACAGCAGACUCCGGAAACAUGGGUGGGACGCACAGCCACGAGUAUCAUUUCGCAUCAGCUAAAGGGGAAGAUACGAUCGUUACGUGUGAGAGCUGCGAUCUGUCCAUGAAUGAGGAAGUAUGCUUUGGGAAGUAUCGGCCACACGAACUCGAUGGGAGCUCUUACACGUUAUGGAGCGGACGAACGACGGAAGUACGAGAUGGCCGGACUCGGACAGCCAGCCUUGUAAACAUCUAUCUACCGCACGGAGACCACGAGGUCAACAUCCACGCGCUGAGAAAGUCCGUGCCAAGCCUCGACCCGGCUCCCUACAGUUUGCACGAUUGGUAUGACGAAUGCAAAGAGCUCCUCAAUACAGAAGGACUCCACGUUCCGUCCGUAAUCAGCAUACGAGAUCCUCGCGUUCAAUCAGAAGAUUCCACAGUCAGGAGUUCGAGAGUCCAGACAGCACCAUUCCUUCUCACCAAAAUACGACAAGGCGAUCCAUGUCCCAGCUGCGACACAGGAUCCGUACAUCUCCAACAAGCAGUCGAGGUUGGACAUACUUUCCACCUCGGAACACGAUAUAGCAGGGCCCUCGAAGCCGCAGUGCAAGCGGAGGACAAUUCACAAGUUGACAUUGAAAUGGGCUGUCAUGGCAUCGGAGUCUCGCGUCUGAUCGGAGCUGUGGCAUCACUCCUCGCAGACCAAAAUGGUCUUAACUGGCCUCUUGCGAUCGCGCCUUACAGUAUACUACUUGUUGGAGCUGGUCGAUCCUCUGCAGAAGACGUCCAAGGCUUAUACGAUACGCUAAUGACCAGUCUCCUACAGCAAUUCCUUUCUGGUCCCAGGACGAGAAGUAUCGCGCCAGAUGCGAUCAUCGAUGAUCGAGACCGGUCAUUCGGGUGGAAGCUCAAUGAUGCAGAUCUCAUCGGUUACCCUUUCGUGGUGGUGUUGGGAAAGGCAUGGAAUCAAACAGAAAAGGCAGUGGAGUUGCAGUGUCGACGGCUCGGUGUGAAAGAGACGGUACCUGUCACAGAAUUGGCCCAGAGAAUUACUCAGUAUAGCGCAAAACUAUGAGGAGGGUAGGUAGGUAGGUAGGUGGAUACCUUAUGAGCGCGUGUUGGGAAUGUCGCCCUGUAGAAUACUUGCAACCAAGAAUACCAGCCGGAACA